Messenger RNA from Bradysia coprophila, 1877 nucleotides. It is a transcript of the gene Bx42, whose product is annotated as Puff-specific protein Bx42. Lineage: Eukaryota; Metazoa; Arthropoda; Insecta; Diptera; Sciaridae. The record is from RefSeq and is a predicted model, not a curated record. Gene Ontology annotation, biological process: mRNA splicing, via spliceosome. Gene Ontology annotation, cellular component: spliceosomal complex.
UUACAUCUUGACAAACAAAAUGUCAGAUUGGUGACGAAAAUAAGUUAGUUGAAGUUUGGCUGUUCGAUCAUUCAGUUUUAGUUUUCACUAAACGUUUAACGAUACGCAUUUCAUUCGAUAUGUCUCUAUCAAGUGUAUUACCAGCCCCAACGAAUGUUGUUUGGGACCGUGAAGAUGAACGGGAAAUGCUAGCGCAAGGAGCUCCGAGUUUGGGUGCAUUGGUCAGCGCUAAAGUCGCUGCUCCACCGUACGGACAAAGAAAGGGAUGGAUACCUCGAACGGAAGCUGAUUUCGGUGAUGGAGGCGCGUUUCCAGAAAUAUUAGUCGUGCAAUAUCCUUUAGGUUUGGGUGCUCCAGCAAAUAUCGGCAAAAAAUCAAAUGCCAUCGCAAUCCAACUUGAUCAACAUGGAAAAAUCAAAUACGAUGCCAUUGCACGACAAGGCCAUGGGAAAGAUAAAAUCGUGUAUUCCAGCAUAAAUCAGUUGUUACCAGCUGAAGUUCUGUCCGAAGAUGCUGAAGCGUUACAGCGUCCGGAUGAAGAAACAAUUGCAGAAACGACUGAAGCAACCCGCAGGGCGUUGGAAAAAUUGACAAGUCAAAAGAUUGCCGCUGCGAUGCCUGUCCGGCAUGCAGAGAAAGCCGCUCCCGCUCAAUACAUUCGGUACACACCAUCUCAACAAGGCGAUGCAUUCAAUUCCGGUGCGAAGCAGCGUGUUAUACGAAUGGUGGAAGCUCAGGUCGAUCCCAUGGAACCGCCCAAAUUUAAAAUCAACAAGAAGAUUCCCCGUGGACCUCCAUCUCCGCCUGCACCCGUUCUACAUUCGCCAUCCCGGAAAGUAACAGUCAAAGAGCAAAAGGAAUGGAAGGUUCCGCCAUGCAUUUCGAAUUGGAAAAAUGCCAAAGGUUACACCAUUCCAUUGGAUAAGCGAUUGGCUGCUGAUGGUCGUGGAUUGCAGCAAGUUCACAUCAACGAAAAGUUCGCGAAAAUGGCAGAGGCUUUGUACAUUGCCGAUCGAAAAGCCCGUGAAGCUGUUGAAGCACGAGCACAACUUGAAAAGAAACUGGCACAGAGGGAGAAAGAAAAGAAGGAAGAUAUGCUUCGACAAAUGGCACAGCGUGCCCGUGAAGAACGUGCUGGUAUUCGGAUGCCUGAUGCUGAGGGCGGAUCUCAAAAUCAAGAUACGCGUGAGCGUGAUGAAUUACGUGCAGAACGACAUCGAGACAGAGUCCGUGACCGAAAUCUAGCUCGAGCAGCUCCCGACAAACGUUCCAAAUUGCAACGCGAACGUGAACGUGAUAUUUCCGAACAGAUUGCACUUGGUAUGCCUGCCAAAACUAAUACAGGAGGAGAGACUAUGUUCGAUCAACGAUUGUUCAAUACGACAAAAGGAAUGGACUCCGGCUACGGUGACGACGAUGUGUACAAUGUAUAUGAUAAGCCAUGGCGUGAGGCCGGAUCUUUGGGUCAGCAUUUGUACCGACCGAGCAAAGCUAUUGACAAUGAAGCGUAUGGUGCCGAUUUGGAGAAACUUGUCAGUACGAACCGUUUUGUGCCCGACAAAGAAUUUAGUGGUACCGAUCGUUCGGCUCAAAAUGCCAGAAGCGGUCCGGUUCAAUUCGAAAAGGAAGAGGAUCCAUUUGGUUUGGAUCAGUUCUUGAACAUGGCCAAAAAAGCUCCGAAACGAAAAGACGAUAAGCAGAUGGAGAGUUCACGUGACGGUUAUAAGGAACGGGAAAAGGAUCGCAGUGGUGAUAAGAAACGAAGAAGGGAUUAACUGGGAUGUUGGUUUUUCAAUUACUUAGGUUUAGUUGCUUUUCCAAUUGUCAAAAUAUUUUUUGUUUUAUUUGAAUUUCCAAUUAAAAAACAUUUAUUUCAA